CUAAAUCUGUAGGAUAAAAAUAAUCCUACAAAGUUUCGAACAGUAUUGCAGACGAAAGUUUCGAACAGUAUUCCAGACGAAAGUUUCGAACAAUAUGGCAGACAAAAGUUAUGAAACUAUGCCGUCGUUAACUCCACAGUUAGGAAAGAGUAAUGAAGCUGAUUUCCCUGGAAGCAACGAGAAUAAAUCACGCUAUAUGAUAGAAUUGGAGCUAGCGAAAUUGCGCAUAGUCCAAAAAGAGAAAGAAAUGGAAUUAGAAAGAUUACGACAAGGUAGUCGCGAAUGUUCUUGUCACAAUAAAUCGCCUUACAAACCUUCUACUUCCCAUAAAGUCGCUGUAUCUCUUAAUGAUGAGUCCGCCAGAACCAUAUCUAAGUUUCUGGACAUGCUUAAAGGAUAUCAAUAUUUUAAGUGGAAUGCCGAUGAACUUGAGUGUUGGAUCAAUGAAAAACUGCAAACAUAUACAAAUGAGGAUUUUAAAGAACUCAGUAAUCUUCAGCUGAAAAAACAGAAACAUCAAGAGUUUGAGUUCGAAGUAACAGUUCAUGCUGAAACACUCUCAGCUCUAGAUUCUACGGGAGAAGAAAUGAUUGGUCAGGGGUACUACGCAACAGAUAUUAUCAAAAACCGUCUUGAUGAAUUGCAUGCCCUGUGGGAAAGGCUUAUGGCUAUUUUCAGAGAAAAAUCCAGUGUCAUUAACCUAAAGCUUAAAUUUGUCCAGUUUUUACGCCAAGUCGACGAAAUACUUUUCUGGAUACGUGAAAACGAAACUUACGUAACAUCAGAGGAUUUAGGUCAAGACUUGGAAGAUGUUGAGACACUUCAAAAAGGGUUUAAUGAGUUUACAAAAGAUCUCGAGAAUCAAGAAAGUCGUGUAGAAGACAUCUAUCGGAAGGCAGAUGAACUUCUAAAAGAGAAAUUUCCUGAGGAUGCCCUAGUCAUAGAAAAGUUCAGACAGGUCCGCGAAGCUCUAGAACGUCUGAAGGAUCUGGUUAGAAAACGACAAGAAAAGCUCCUGGAAGCCUAUGAGAUACAGUGCUUCUUUAGAGACACAGAUAAAGCUAUAUCGUGGGUGAAUGAAAAGUCUAUUCCCUUAUCCAUUGAGGACUGUGGUCGUGAUCUUGCCUCAGUCCAAGCCUUACAAAGGAAGCACGAAGCAUUAGAAAGGGAUUUGACUGCCCCAGAUGAAAAGAUUGUUCGACUUGGAGAUGAUGCUAAGGCGCUUGCACAGAAGCAUCCUGAUUCGCAAGACACUAUACAAGGCAAGUAUGACGAAUUAAUUACUGCAUGGGAUAAGCUGAAAAGUCAGGCUGUAGAUAGGAGAGGUAAACUGGAAGAGUCAUUCAAGAUGCAUCGCUUUUCGGCUGACUGGAGAGACUUGAGUAUCUGGAUGAAUGACAUGAAGACGUUAAUGUUGGCGGAUGAUUUGGCAAAGGAUGUAGUUGGUGCUGAAGCCCAAGUAGAGCGACAUAAGGAAUACACCGCUGAGAUAAAUUCUCGAGCUGAAAGUUUCGAUACAUGCAUGCAAGAAGGUCAGGCAUUACUAAGUGUUGGCCAUCCCUGUAAUGGAGACAUAGCUGCUAAACUUUCCACCCUUGAAAGAGAGAGAGCCUCCUUGAUGCAGUUGUGUGAGGAAAGACGUGAACAGCUAGAACAGUGUAUGGGCCUUCAGUAUUUUUACCGCGACGCUGAACAGUCGGAAUCUUGGAUUGGUAAGCAAGAGGCCCUCUUAGAAAUAAAUGAUGUGGGAGACUCACUCGAUUCUGUGGAAGCACUCAUAAGGAAACAUGAAGACUUCGAAAAGUCACUUUUAGCACAAGAAGAAAAGAUGCGACAACUUGAUGAAUUCGCUGCAAAAUUAAUCGAAUCAAACCACUAUGCGGCUGCACAGGUUCAUGAGAUUCAGGAAGGUCUUCAAAGUAGACGAAAUGCAUUAAAGGAGAAAGCUCAGAACCGCCGUCAGCGUCUUGAAGAUUCCCACCGUUACCAAAUGUUCGAUAGAGAUGCAGAUGAAAUGCAGUCAUGGAUAUCAGGAAAACUUAAAAAUGCACUUGAUGAAAGUUACAAAGACUCCACGAAUUUGCAAACAAAGGUGCAGAAGCAUCAGAGUUUUGAGGCAGAAAUACAAGCGAACCAAUCCCGCGUUGAAGAUAUUAAAAAGACAGGUCAGGAUUUGUUAAAUGCAAACCACUACAACUCACUAGAAAUAAAAGUAAAGAUUGAACAGUUGGAUGAAACUUGGUCUCAUCUCGUAAAUGCCAUGGGAGACAAGAAGAAAAAUUUAGAUCAAGCAAGUAGGCAACAACAGUUCGCUCGCAACAUAGAAGAUGUCGAGUUAUGGUUGAAUGAUGUUGAAGCUCAGAUAGCCUCAGAGGAUGUCGAUCGUGAUCUAAACGGUGUGAUCAACGCACAAAAGCGGCACAACUUGCUUGAAUCUGAUGUAGCUGCUCAUCGUGAACGUAUAGAUACAUUCAAAGUCCAGGCUGACACGCUUGCUGCAGAAGGUCAUUUCGACGCUCCUAUUAUCCAAGAAAAACAAAGACAGUUAGCCCAACGUUACCAUGACCUGCAAAUCCCUCUAAGUCAACGUCGUGAGAAGUUAAGAGAUGCCCUUCCCUCGGACACAUCUUUGCAGCUUGAAUAUGGUGACUAUAGUGAGCUGAUGAAGUUACUAGUCGAUUGUUGUAAAGAUUUUAAAGCACAUUCGCUUAACCAAAUUGAAUCAGAAAUGUGGCAUCAGUAUGCUGAAAGCUUCACUACUGGCUCAGUAGCCACUCACAAAGAUGCCUUCAGGUUAUGGGUUAAAGAUAAGAACCCUGUUGUUGAAAAGUAUAUUGGGUUUAUAGAGUCAUACCGUGAUCCCUUUGGUGUUCGUGCAAGGUUUGAAUCAUUUGUCGCUGUUGUAAAUAGAUCAGUGUCUAAAAAAUUCCAACGACUUGUGAAUAAUGCUGAAAGGUUGUUAACAAGUUUACCAUGGCCUUCUACGUUUGAAAAAGUUAAUUUCUUACAGCCAGACCUUACUAGUUUGGAUGUAGUUACGUUUGAAACUUCUGGAAUUCCUGUUGGAACUAAUAUUCCUAACUAUGAUGAUGUACGACAAGUUGAUGGAUUUAAAAAUGUUUCUUUGAAUAAUGUACUUAGUGUUCGUCUCGAGGAUCCUAAACCAGAAUUUCUACGUAAUGAAGACAAACAAAUGUACGUGGAACAUGCUGAAAGUUCCUUUGAAUUACAAGUUGGACUUCAUGAACUGAUGGGAUAUGGUUCAGGUAAACUGUUUCGGCGUGAUUGUUAUGGAAAACGAAAUUUCCACACGAAAACUACUGAAUAUGUCAUAAAUGCAGAUCCUGUAAAAGGUUGGUGUGAACCAGGAGAAACGUAUGACAGCAAGUUUUCAAACCUUUCAUCUGCAAUAGACAAGUGUCAAGCUGAGUGCGUUGGAAUUUAUUUAUCUGAUUUACCUCUUGUUCUGGAGCAGUUCGGUUUGAAUACCAACUGUGCUCAAGGCGAUGUCCCAGAUGCAGUCUAUAUUAAUUGGUUGUCAAUGAUUCCUUCAGUUGUAACUUCCAUGGAGUUUUAUUCUCCAGCAGAAAAUGCUGAUGACAUUGGAUCAUGGUGUCAAGCACAUUAUUGUGCUUGUUAUGCGAUUCUGCGAGUUUUGAUUGAAGCUGACGAUUCUAUGGGACGUACACAUAAAGUAGUCGGUGAGGACAAUGCAUCUGAUUUGUGUAUUUCCUUAGUUCCAAAAAGGCCUUUAACGUCGGCUCGUUCAGCAAUUGGUGAAUUCUUAAGAAAAUUACAAUAUUACAAAGGUAAAGCGAAUGCUAUGUAUGGAUAUGCUUUCUCCCAACACUAUAGUCAACUACUUCCAAAAUAUUUGACUGAUUUGCUCUGGCAUAAAUGGCUACGUGGAUAUCUUCUGAUGCUGCAAACAAGAUCUAAGUGGUUGGAUAUAAAGCACAACCUACAACCUGAUGAUCUCGUCUUAGUUAACAGUGCUGACACACAGAGAGGUCUCUGGCGAAAGGCUAUAGUUAAGCAGAUGUACUAUGACCAAGAUGGCCACGUCAGGACACUGUGUUUGAAAACUUCAGCUCAAGAAGUGGAACAAGAUAUAAGAAGCGUACGAAAGGUCAACGUGGUGAUCGUUCGCGGGGAGUGUUAAUCGCGAUAGAUAGAUAGACUGUAUGAUAAACAGCCAAUCAAUAUUAUGUGACCUUUUUUGUCGCGAUUAUUGGUCGAUUUAUUGUAACUCUCACCACGUGAUGACCUUGAAUGUUCUUUUUUGUCUGUCACUUUACUUGUAUAUACAUGUAAUUAAUUGACUGUUCAUUUUGUCCGUACCUUCAAUACUGUUCGGUACGUUUUUGUCCUAUUUUUGUAAUGACAAUGGAUUUGUACAUUUUUCUUGGUGUAAUUGUAUGGUUUAUUUUAUGUUUUAGAAACAGAUAAAGUUAAAGUCAAGUUAUUCUGUUUUAACUAUUGCUAAGCCCAGACUCUGUGUCGUCAGUAUUGAG
Molecule: messenger RNA, 4514 nt
Organism: Trichobilharzia szidati
Lineage: Eukaryota; Metazoa; Platyhelminthes; Trematoda; Strigeidida; Schistosomatidae
Source: the annotation of a GenBank genome assembly